Messenger RNA from Charadrius vociferus (killdeer), 3766 nucleotides. RefSeq names its product peroxisome proliferator-activated receptor gamma, coactivator-related 1 (gene PPRC1). Gene Ontology annotation, cellular component: nucleus. The transcript has 14 exons. The record is from RefSeq and is a predicted model, not a curated record. Gene Ontology annotation, molecular function: RNA binding; transcription factor binding. NCBI's taxonomy places the organism in Eukaryota, Metazoa, Chordata, Aves, Charadriiformes, Charadriidae. Gene Ontology annotation, biological process: positive regulation of transcription by RNA polymerase II. Bases 1 to 3528 code for a protein of 1175 amino acids.
AUGCAGAACUAUCUCGACUCCUCUGUGAUCUCCAUCAUCGAGGACCUCUCUCUGAGCGAGGUGGGAGUGCAUGUGGGUGCGGGAAGCGGUGGUCAGGUCGCCGUGGCUGUGCCCCACUGCCCUCUGAGACUUCCCCUGCCCUUGCAGCAGAGCAAAGCUUGCCUGGAUGCGCAGAACGAGCUGUCCCUGCUAACUGCCAUCACUGAGAUCCUGGACAGCACAGAUGAUGAGACCCUGUCCCCCUUUGACACCAUCAUGGAUGCAGAGCUGCUGACCUCGCCUCGGGAGCGGGAGAAUCCCUCGUUUCAGAAGUUUCUCAGCUUAUCCCGCCCGUCACUGGAGUGCGAGAGCCCUGCCCUGGAGCAGCCCAAGGCUCUCAGGCCUCUCAGCAGCAGCAGCAGCAGCGUCUCUGUGGUUGGGAAGACCGACACAGACCUGUCUUGGGACCGUGCCGCUCAUGGCCUCGAGGACCCAGCACUGCCGAAGAAGCAAGUCUGCAGCACGCCAAGGGUGGAGAGGAAGGUGGGCCGGCACCGGGCCCGAGAGCAGCCCCUGCCACAGCGUAGCGAUGGGGAGGAGGAGGAGGAGGAAUCUGCCUUGAGCCCAGAGCUAGACAGUGGCAUGGAGGCUGGAGAGCUUUGUGUGAGCAGGGCUGGGGUGGCACUGGAGGAGCGUGAAGACCCCUGCAUCAUCAACACAGGUGACGUGUCCUUGAGCGAGCUGGUGAAGUCCAUGCACCCGUACUGCCUGCCCACCUUCACUGUGUGCCUGGACCCCGAGACCGAGCCCGUGGCCAAGGAACUCCUGAGUGGUCCUGUCUUGCUGGAAAUUGUGCCUGGCGAGGGGGAGAGUGUGGAGAUCCCCGUGGUCCUGCAGCCCUUGACUUCCAGCGUCCCCAGCCUGGAGCCCCAGCUCCUGGCAGCGGAGGAGGAUACCGGGGAGUCAAUCCCAGAGGAUCGAGAGGAGCUGCCAGGAGCUCCAGCCCAGGAAAACAGAAUGGAGGAGGAGAAGGAGAAGAAACCACUUGGGAAGGAGCCCUCCUGCACUACCCCAGAGAGCACGUCAUCGCCGGAGAAGGCAGCACCCAGAGCCCAGAGCCCCGACAGCAGCUCCCAACCCAGCACGGGGGCCCCAGCAGGUGGCAAACGCGAAGGCUCUGAGAAGGGACGUGGACGUGAGAGAGCAAGGAAGAGUCGGAAAAAGAAAACAGAGGAGGACCAAAGCGAGCAGGCCAGGCCAGGCAGGGACUGCGUGGCCCAGCGGCUCCGCUCAUCUGGCUCCGGGCAGCCCUCUGGCCAGCAGCUCACCAUCCGGCGGCGGACAGCCUGUCCCUCUGCCCAGGUCUCAGACUUCCUGGCACGGCAGCUGGAACGAGCCCGGAAGGAAGGGCAGAUGGAGCUGCAUGCCGAGCGGGCGCCACGGCCCCGGGGCAGGCCCCGGACCACAACGGGGCCCUCCCUGCUCGAGAAAGCACAGCAGGAGCUGCAGAAGGAGCUGGCACCAGAAAUAGCAGCCACAGCUGCUGUCUGUGUCCCUGCAGAGGUGUCCCCUGCUGCUGGCCCUGUCGGAGAGUCCCCUGGCACCCACCCCACGGAGGAGACUGCAGGGUCAGGCAAGGGGUCAGUGGAGAAAGCCCUGCCGGAGCCUGAGACGGCUGCAGGGCAGGAGACGCCCAGCCAAAAAUCUACCAGCUGGGCUGUGGCACCACCACCGAAAGCAGGUCGAGAGAGCAGCCUGCCCACCAAGGCACCCACCGCGCGGCCGUGGAGGCACCAGCCGCUCCUCAGCCCGGCGCAGCCCAGCGACAGCAGCAAGGACAUCGUGCAAGCCUUCAUCAGUGAGAUCGGGAUCGAAGCCACCGACCUGUCCAGCCUGCUGGAGCAGUUCGAGAAAUCUGAAGGUGCGGAUACGGCGUGCUGUCCCCCGCGGAGCUUCCUCCGUACUACGCUGGCCUCCCUGGGCUGCCUGUACUUCCUGUGGUGGGCCAAGAAGGAGGAGGUUCCCCUGCAGCCCCCUGAGGACAGGCGGCCAGCAGGGAGCUCCGGGCCCGAGACCCAGCAGGACAGGAAGCCCCCAGAUGGCCUGCAGGCCUCUGAGCUGGCCAACGUGGCAGGCCUCACCCCCCCAGCGACGCCCCCCCACCAGCUCUGGAAGCCAUUGCCUGCUGUCUCGCUGCUGGCCAAGGCCAAGUCACCUGGGUCCGUGCCCCAGGAAGGGCCCCAGAAGACAGCCAAGCUGAUGAAAGCCAAGCCGCUGCCCCCAAGCAAGCUCCAGGGGAAGAGUCCAGCGCCGGCCCCCCCCAGCUCAGCCCCCAGCCACGUCUGCUCGGGAGACCAUGACUACUGCAUCCUGGGUGCAGCACGGACGGAGAGCAACAGCAGCCCUGGCACACAGCCCCCUGCCGAGGGUGGCUCCCGCUGGAACGUCAAACACCACCGGGACAUCACUAUCAAACCCAUCUCCUCCUUAACCAAACGGACGCUGGACCAGCCCAAGUCCACCCCACCAGCUCCCACCACCACCGUGGCGUCCAGCCAGGAGUCCCUGGGGACAGCCUCCCUAGCUCCCCUGGAUUAUCGGACUAGCGUCCCCAGUAAGGCCACCGCUGGGUGCAGCAGCCCCCCCACCUCGGUGCUCCUGUCUCCAGCUGCAUCCCCCUGCCGGGACCAGGAGAUGCGGACUCCUAGUGCCCAGCCCAGCCGUGCUGCUGCCAAGAGGUCCCUGCGCUGCUACCGGAGACCCCGGGACUCGCCCAGCCCCUCUGCCGGCAGCUGGAGGGCUGGCCGGAGCCGUGCCAGCCGUUCUUUCAGCUCCAGUUCAGAUGGAGCUAGCGGGUCCUCAUCUUCAUCUUCAUCCUCAUCCUCCCGAUCCCGGUCACGGUCACUCUCUCCACCACCCAAGCGGUGGCGAAGGUACCGCUCAAGAUGUUCCCACAGCUCCUCCUCCCGCUCCAGCUGUGGGUCGUGUGGCAGGUCCCGGGACAGGUCCUCAUCCUCGUCAUCAGCAUCCUCCUACUCAUCCAGGUCCACAUCCCGCAGCCAGUCCCGCUCCCCAUCGCCCCGCAGGAGGAGUAACAGGCGGAGAAGAUACAGUUAUGAUGCACAGGAUCACUACCAAAGGCAGAGGAUCCUCCAGAAGGAACGUGCAAUAGAGGAGCGGAGAGUUGUGUUCAUUGGCAAGAUCCCCAGCAGGAUGACACGGUCGGAGCUGCGGCACCGCUUCUCUGUGUUCGGGGACAUUGAGGAAUGCACCCUGCACUUCCGCUCCGAGGGGGACAACUAUGGCUUUGUCACCUACCGCUAUGCCGAGGAAGCCUUUGCUGCCAUUGAGAGCGGGCACAAGCUGCGGCGUCCAGACGAGCAGCCCUUCGACCUGUGCUUCGGUGGCCGUCGGCAGUUCUGCAGGAGGAACUAUGCUGAUUUGGACUCAAACCGGGAGGAUUUUGACCCAGCCCCCGUCAAGAGCAAGUUUGACUCCCUGGACUUCGACACGCUGCUGCGGCAGGCACAGCGCAGCCUGCGGAGGUAGCGGCAGGCGAGGCGGAGCACCCGCCCCCACUUUUAUACUCAAAAUACAAAAGACAAAAAAAGUAUGGAGAGCGAGAGAGAGAGAUGGGGUUUUUAAGAAAAAGAAAAAGGAAAAAAAGAAAUUUGUUUUAUAACCAAUAUUUAAGGAGGACAGGUCAUUUGCCUUUGACCGGAGGGGCCCAGGCGAGUGGCAGCCCCAGGCUUGCCCCAGCCAUGUAAUAAAUGCGGAUGCCCAAACA